GAGAGCCGGCAGACAGAGAGAGCACCAGCUCCGUCUCUAUCCACCUAUCUACCGGUUUCUCCAUCAACAUCUGCUGAGCUAUGAGCCAAACCAGGGAUUUACAGGGAGGAAAAGCCUUCGGGCUGCUGAAGGCCCAGCAGGAAGAGAGACUCGAUGAAAUCAACAAGCAGUUCCUGGAUGAUUCCAAAUAUAGCAGUGAUGAGGAUCUGCCCUCCAAACUGGAGACCUUCAAGAAGAAAUACAUGGAGUUUGACCUGAAUGGAAACGGAGAUAUCGAUAUCAUGUCCUUGAAGCGGAUGCUGGAGAAACUGGGGGUCCCCAAGACCCACCUGGAGCUCAAGAAAUUAAUCAGGGAGGUGUCCGGCGACUCUGGGGAGACUUUCAGCUACUCUGACUUCCUCAAGAUGAUGCUGGGCAAGAGAUCUGCCAUCCUAAAAAUGAUCCUGAUGUACGAGGAGAAAGCGAGAGAACAGGAGAAGCCAGCAGGUCCCCCAGCGAAGAAAAAUAUCUCUGAGUUGCCCUAAUUUGUAGUAGGGGAGAUGUUGUGGGAUUGAUGGGGCUUCUAAUGACCCCAACACGGAAAAAGGACACAGAAUUGUGAGCCAGAGGUACACUAAAUUAAAUAAACUAUCCUUCUCCAGAAAAAAAAAA
Molecule: messenger RNA, 651 nt
Organism: Neomonachus schauinslandi (Hawaiian monk seal)
Lineage: Eukaryota; Metazoa; Chordata; Mammalia; Carnivora; Phocidae
Product: allograft inflammatory factor 1
Exons: 1
Coding region: 81-524 (147 amino acids)
Biological process (GO): ruffle assembly; actin filament bundle assembly
Cellular component (GO): actin filament; ruffle membrane
Molecular function (GO): calcium ion binding; actin filament binding
Source: RefSeq, a predicted model, not a curated record